GAGGACAUGGCUGUAGCAAUCAAGAGCGUCCCCUUCCUUUCUUUCCUGCUAGUUCUCUCUUCUAGGGUUUUCCCACCGACGUUCCAUGGCCGGUUGAGGAGCUCCGGUGAUGGCAGAACGACCGACUUCUCUCGCCCCGGACGUUCGCGCGAGAACCCUAACGGACCUCGACGCCGACGUCCUUGCCCACUGCGCCAGCUUCUUGGGCCUGCGGGAGGUCACCAACCUCGCGAUGACCUGCAAGCCCCUCCGUCGUGUCGCCUACUCCGACUCCAUCUGGAGUCGUCUCCUAACGGAGAGGUGGCCAGGUCAAUGCAUAUCUUCUGGAUAUCCAGGUGUUAAAGAACAAUAUUUGGCUCGGCACACUGCACUGCAUCAAAUGAAAUUUGAAGACCCACUGAAAAUUUGGUUCACUACGUACACGAUGCCUCAUAGUCACAUAAUGCUGGACAGAAAUUAUAUCCUUCUUGCUCAGGGUUCAAUCUUGCAAAGGUUGAGAUUUGAACCUUCAGAAGCUGAAGUUGCAGCCUAUGAAACACUGAGAGGUCAUGGCUCAAGAAUUACCUGUAUGAGAUUGUUUCCCAUUGUUGAUACAUCUUUGUUUCGAAGUGAGAUGCAAAAUGAGGCAAAUGUUAUCAUUACUUCAAGCUCUGAUCGAACCAUUCGUCUUUGGUGGAAGGGUCGUUCACAGCGCUGUUUUAAAGGUCAUAAUGGGCCAGUCACUACCCUUGCUGAUAAAUUGCUUGGACAUGGGGGUCGUAAAGUACUUGCUAGUGGAGGAGAAGAUUGCACUGUUCGCCUUUGGUCUGUUAGCUGCAGUGGAAAACACAAUCCUCUAACACUGACAUAUUAUGGACAUGAGAAGCCUCUGUCUUGUUUGUCAGUUGCUAAGCACAAAGAUUCUCUUUUAGUCAGCAUCUCUAAAGACUCAAGGGGCUAUAUUGUGGGACAUUCGGAAAAGCCAAGAAUAUCCAGAACCCAUGGCUGAUUUGGAUUCAAACAGCAGCCGUGUUACGUUGCUUCACAUGGAUCCCUACAAAGUAGUCACUGGAGGCCCAUUUGAUUAUCGAGUUAAUGUUUGGGAAACUGAUACAGGGUUCCUGGCAAAUUCGUUGGACUGUCGUGUACCUGGUGAAACUGAAAACAUUGUUGGCCUGUCAGCUAUCGCAGUGGAUGGUUGUCGAAUUGUUACCGGGGGUUGUGCUGAAGAGCCAGGAGCCAUGUACUAUAGGGACUUCUCAAAUUGUUCGAUCCCUGUAUCUUUAGGCAGCUGCAGUUCUGCUUCAAAGUUUUGGGAGCAGGGAGACUCAUCAUGUCUCUAGUGAAGUGUAGAAGCAUGGUAGGAUGAUAGUUGUUGUAAAGUUCUUGCUAAGUGCAGAUGCAAAGAUUUACGUGCGGAUGGGUUCUGGAAAUUUUUUGAUACAUUGCUCGGUGGUGAAAUAAUGGUUAUUAUGAGUUAGCUGUAAGUAUUUAGACUGGCACUCGGGCUCAGUUUUGUAAAUGAUCAGUGUUCCUUGGAAAUUAAGUCAAGACGGGCAGCUUUUGGCAAGGAGUUGAACGAGAAGAAGUGAAAUUGGUUAUUGUUCCAAAUGCAAUGUCUUGACUCCCUGUUUUUGAUGGUGUAUAAGCAUCGCUUUUGUGGAAAACAUUUUUUUUUUUAUAGGCAUCGCUUUUUCCACCCUCGAUGUAUUAUAGCUUCAUCAAGAAUAUUUUUGUAUGGAAUAGAGAACCAACUGCUGAAUGUUAUCGAGCAUUCAAGGUUUUUCUUGUUGAAAGAA
Messenger RNA from Elaeis guineensis (African oil palm), 1778 nucleotides. Lineage: Eukaryota; Viridiplantae; Streptophyta; Magnoliopsida; Arecales; Arecaceae. The record is from RefSeq and is a predicted model, not a curated record.